Molecule: messenger RNA, 996 nt
Organism: Olea europaea var. sylvestris
Lineage: Eukaryota; Viridiplantae; Streptophyta; Magnoliopsida; Lamiales; Oleaceae
Product: remorin-like
Exons: 5
Coding region: 220-804 (194 amino acids)
Source: RefSeq, a predicted model, not a curated record
UUCAAUUUCAAGGUGACAGUUACCUUCCUUCAACUACUAAAAUCUUCUACCUCACCCCACCACACCACCAUUCUUCACACGCACAAAACACGCAGUUUCUUCCAUAUAAUCUGCUACUUUUGAUACCCAUCAAAAAUUUUCUUCAGAUCUUUUGCAUCAGCAUAACAUUUGUAUCUGCUAAUUUAAUUAAGAAAAGAUAUAGCUAAGUUUUCUGAAGUGAUGGCGGAGGAGGAAGCCAAGAAAGUGGGGCCUGAGGAGUGUUCAGAGCCUCCACCAGCUCCGGCGGCCGAACCUCCGAAGGAUGUGGCCGAGGGAAAAGCCGUAACUCCGCCACCCCUUCCUCCAUGUGAAGAGAAACCAGAUGAUACCAAAGCUCUUGCCAUAGUUGAAAAACCAGAACCCGCUGUGGAGAAAAAAUCCGGGGGCUCUAUCGAUAGAGAUGCAGUGCUUGCUCGUGUAGCAACUGAGAAAAGGUUGUCGUUAAUCAAAGCAUGGGAAGAAAGUGAGAAAUCAAAAGCUGAAAACAAAGCUCAGAAAAAGCUAUCUUCCAUUGAGGCUUGGGAGAACAGCAAGAAAGCAAGUCUAGAGGCUGAGCUUAAAAAGAUUGAGGAGGAACUUGAGAAAAAGAAAGCAGAAUACGUGGAGAAAAUGAAAAACAAGGUUGCUCUGGUUCACAAAGCAGCCGAAGAAAAGAGAGCGAUUAUUGAAGCCAAACGCGGGGAAGAUCUUCUCAAGGCAGAAGAAAUGGCAGCAAAGUAUCGUGCCACAGGAACUGCUCCGAAGAAACUUCUUGGGUGUUUUUGAAGCUGAAAUUAUCUGCUAUUAUAUUUUAAUUUUGUGUCGCAUUUGUAAAUUAUCAAUUUGGAGCAUAAUAUAUCGCUUAAAUGUAUUGUGUGUAGAAUUGAUUAUUGUUCAUUAUCAUGUGUGAAACAUUGAUGUAUUUGUUUGUAGAUACAUCCAAAGAAAGAAUUACUGUUUGUGAUAAAUAUGUUUGUG